This is a messenger RNA of Penicillium daleae, 3606 nucleotides long. Its product is annotated as ATP-dependent RNA helicase ECM16. Gene Ontology annotation, cellular component: intracellular anatomical structure; nucleolus. Gene Ontology annotation, biological process: maturation of SSU-rRNA from tricistronic rRNA transcript (SSU-rRNA, 5.8S rRNA, LSU-rRNA). The record is from RefSeq and is a predicted model, not a curated record. Gene Ontology annotation, molecular function: ATP binding; RNA binding; ATP hydrolysis activity. The transcript is spliced from 2 exons. NCBI's taxonomy places the organism in Eukaryota, Fungi, Ascomycota, Eurotiomycetes, Eurotiales, Aspergillaceae. Bases 1 to 3606 code for a protein of 1201 amino acids.
AUGCCCAAAUUCGUCCCCCGGGAGCGAAAACAAAAGCACCGGCGCCAGGAGACAACCACGCCGGUCGACACCAACAUUGUGGAGCUAGCGCCAGUCUCCAAAGAUGAAAAGGAAGCGCGGAGGCAGAAGCUGCGAGAUGAGCUGCGAGAUCAGCAUGCUAAUGUCUCUUCGAAGAAGCAGAAGCGUCUGGACAAGUACAUUGAAAACAAACUCAAGAAAGAGGAGAACAUCGAGCUUCUGAAGAAGCUCGCCCAAGCGAAUUUCGACACCUCCGCACUCCAGACAUCGAGGGAAUUGGGCAAGUGCAAGAGACAAGCAGAUGACACAACUCCCGCUAAGGUUCAUGCGCACACUGCCUCGGCACCCGGAGACGAUACCGAUGACUCUGAUCUCGAAAUGCUGGGAGGGGCCUUCGCACUGGCUCCGAAGCCCCAAAUACCCCAAGGACCUGUUGGAAGUGGAUUGAAGCGCCCGCUUGAAGUUGGACUGGAUGGUUUCCCAAUCAUCAAAAAGCGGAAGCGUGCGGCCAAGCCGAAACCCGCAUCCGCAUCUGCGCCCGAGCCCUCUUGGGAAGGUUUUGGGUCUGAUGGCGAGGACUCGAGUGAAGAGCAGGAGGAAGUCGACUCUGACAACUCAGACGCUGAGGCCGAUGCUAAAGAUGACUCUGAAGACGAUGAUUCUGAGGAUGCUUCCGGGCAACCAUCAGAGGAUUCUUCUGAUGAGGAGGAAGACUCGGAUGACGACUCGGAGGACGAGGAUGAGGGGGAAGACGAAGGAAAUGACCGUCGCAUCAAGCCCAGAGAAUCAGCUUUCAAAAGUUGGGCUGUGCAGCAAAUAAAUGAGGCCAUAGGCUUCAAACCAACCGAAGGACCGGUAAUUCAUGAUCAAGUGCAACAAGCAUUCGCACCGCCCAGAAAAGAGCCCCAAAAUACUGUCGAAAUGGAGGAGCCUCUUCCAAGAGAACUUGAAGUCACUACAGGCAACCCCUUCCGCAAGGCUUUCAAUGUUCCUGUCGAGCGUUCUGAAGGAAUUCAAGCCGCUCGUCUCGGGCUCCCUGUGGUUGGUGAGGAGCAGAAGAUCAUGGAGGCUAUUUACAACAACUCCGUGAUCGUCAUUUGGGGUGCUACUGGUAGCGGAAAGACCACCCAGCUUCCCCAGUUCCUCUUUGAGGCUGGCUUUGGCAACCCAGAUAGCCCGAACCCAGGCCUCAUUGGUGUCACUCAGCCUCGCCGGGUGGCUGCCGUGAGUAUGGCGAACCGUGUCUCCCAAGAAUUGGGUCAGUAUUCGGACCAAGUCUCGUACCAGAUUCGAUUCGAAACGACAGUUUCCAAGAAGACCGCCAUCAAGUUCAUGACAGAUGGUAUUUUGCUACGUGAAAUUGCCGAUGACUUUGCUCUGCGCAAGUAUUCCGUUCUGAUCAUUGAUGAAGCCCACGAACGGAGCGUUAACACGGAUAUCCUUAUUGGAAUGGUCAGCCGUAUUGUGGACCUGCGCAAGUCAAUGAGUGAAGAGGACCCGUCUGUCAAACCGUUGAAGGUAGUCAUUAUGUCUGCCACCCUUCGUAUUUCGGACUUUACAGAAAAUCCAAGCCUGUUCCGCGAGGGACCGCCUCCAUUGGUUCAAGCCGAAGGUCGUCAAUAUCCUGUGACUAUUCAUUUCGCUCGUCGAACCCAGCGUGACUAUGUCGAGGAAGCUUUCCGCAAAGUUUCCCGAGGCCACCGGAAACUCCCACCGGGUGGAAUGCUCGUGUUCUUGACUGGUCAGAAUGAAAUUCGACUCUUGUCAAAGCAGCUCAAGCAGGCCUUCAAACCAACACAGCGCCUCGAUGCGACACAGGCCAAAGUCCAGUUCACCGCCAAUGAUGCCCCUCUGGAAGCCGAAGACUUGGACCUUGGUGGUAUGGAAAUGGAUAAUGCAGGAGACGAUGAGGAAGAUCUCGAGAUCACUGGGCUAGAUGAGCCAGAAGAGGAUGAGGAAUUUGAUCUUGGUGAAGAGGCCAUGGACUCUUCAACGAAGGUGCACGUCCUGCCUCUAUACUCGCAACUUCCAACCAAAGAACAGAUGAAGGUGUUUGAGGCACCACCGGAAAACUCACGCCUCAUCAUCCUUGCCACCAACGUCGCAGAAACAUCUCUGACGAUUCCUGGCAUCAAGUACGUGUUCGAUUGCGGUCGGUCAAAAGAGAAGCAAUACGACCUUUCUACUGGUGUUCAAAACUUCCAAAUCGGCUGGAUCAGUAAAGCCAGCGCAAACCAGCGUGCUGGUCGAGCCGGUCGAACAGGGCCUGGUCACUGUUACCGGCUGUAUUCCUCGGCUGUCUACGAAGCUGAUUUUGCCGAUUACACUGACCCUGAGAUCCUCCGCACUCCCAUUGAAGGAGUAGUUCUCCAGAUGAAGAGCAUGGGUUUACACAACGUUAUCAACUUCCCUUUCCCGACACCUCCAAGCCGACAGGGUCUUGCUAAAGCAGAGAAACUGCUCAAGAAUCUCGGCGCCCUCACUAGCAGCGGGCAAGUCACCCAGAUUGGCCGUCGUCUCUCGACAUACCCUCUCUCGCCUCGGUUCGGCAAGAUGCUCUACAUCGGUCAUCAGCAUGGCUGCAUGCCUUAUGUCAUCGCCCUCGUCGCAGCCCUAGCGGUUGGCGAUCUCUUCGUCGCGGAGAACCAACUCCCCGGCAACGAGAUCCAGCCUGCAAAGAGCAAGAAAUCCGACUCCGACACUAGUGACAGUGACUCGGAAGAUGAGAAGGUCUACACCAACGCAGACCGCCUCGAAGAUACGCAGCGCGAACAGCGCUCAAAGGAUUACGCCCGCGUCCACCGGCUUCUCAGCAAACACGAUGACACCAGCGAUGCACUCAAGUACCUCUCCGCCAUUUGCGCCUAUGCCUAUGCGCCCGAUGGCGAGGCCUUCUGCGAGCAGAUGUUCCUGCGAGCCAAGGCAUUCAAAGAAGCAUCCCAGCUGCGGCACCAGCUCUCUGAUAUAGUGCGCUCCAACAAUCCAGGCCUCCUCGGUGCCUACUCAGCCAAGCUGCCCGAACCCUCCUCUAAGCAACUCAAAGCGCUCAAGCAAAUCGUCACAGCCGGCUUCAUCGACAAUGUUGCCAUCCGCGCAGACUUGGCCCCCGUACCCCCCGAAAUCCCUCGUGCGCCCCGCCGGGCUAUCGACGUGCCGUACCUCACGCUCUUCCGCUCGCGCGACCGCCAUGCAGAUGACAUCGCUGAACGCGCAGUCUUCGUGCACCCUACCUCUGUGCUGGCCAAGCUCACGCCGAAAGAAAUGCCGCCGUACAUUGUCUACUCGCACCUGCAGCAGUCAGCGGCAGCGCCACUGUCAGGCCAGACACCCAAGAUUCGCAUGUUCCCGCUCGUGGCGCCUAGUGGCCUGCAGCUAGCGGCUAUUGCGCAUGACACGCCGCUUAUCGAGUAUGGCAAGCCUGUGGGCAAGACAGAGCUUUUGGAGGGUAUUCCGCAGCGCAGAUCGUGCUGGGUUGUGCCGGCGUUGGUGGGCGAGUCUGGGAGUACGGGGUGGCCGUUGCCGGCGAAGAAGGUGGUGCAGAGGAAGGAUCCGAUGGAAGGAUGGGUGAUUGAGAAGUUUGUGGCAUGA